Molecule: messenger RNA, 2727 nt
Organism: Paracoccidioides lutzii Pb01
Exons: 1
Coding region: 1-2727 (908 amino acids)
Source: RefSeq, a predicted model, not a curated record
AUGGAAGCUACCUUGACAACUACUGCAGAGGCCUCUCGAUCAGAUGCUAUUCCCAAUAACACUUCUGCGCGCCGUACAUCCUCGCGCCAUUCCAACUUCUUUAACCCCAUUCGCCUGCCAUCCGUAUCCCCGCCUCAACAUCAACCCGAAAAGCCGUUCAGCGCUCAGAAUCGACGGCUUCAAUUGCGGAACGCGGGUUUUCGUGGUGCUUUGGUCACUUCACGAAAAGUAAGCCCCCCUUUCACGGGCUGGAGAUCGAGAUCGGUUUCAGGAGAGCCUGACCAGCAUCUACGCAAAGAACAUUGUGAUACUGGAGGUAUGCAACCAAACCCUAGCCUUCUGAUAACAACAUCACAAACGCGCCGGUCGAGCAUUCUUCAAGAAAUUAAUAACACUACACGGAGACGCUCUAGCCCUCCGCGAUCGUCAGUUGCUUCUUUAUUCCAGGAUCUGCCCUCGCCAGAUCCGUCAUCCGAUGAAUGUCCCGUAUACUCCUUGUCAAACCGCAAAGGGCAAUUAGCACGUCCAAUUGAUUUGGAAUUUUUUGACUAUAGUGAUUCACCUUUGACAUCGAAGUCGAGAGGGUCUUCUGCUUUCUGGAGAUCUCCCUUCAGCACCCUGAGCCGCCCAAAAAGACGAUUAAACAUGACCAGCAGGAAUGCAGACCUUGACCUUUCCAAAUACGUAGAGUACCUGGAAGCACAGCUUGCUGCCUUGUUAGAUCAGGCCGAAUCGAUGGACUCUUCUGCGACGAAUGUUCAGGCAUCUAAGUUCAGAGCCCUCAAUGCGGAAUAUAAAUCUCUGAAACAAGAACUUCUAGACUGGGAGACAAAAUUCGAGGCCCGAGUGAAGGAUGAAAUAUGCAACACGAUCGAGAAGGAGCCAGAGCUUCGUUCCAAAAUCCGAGCCUUGGAACGGGAGAUUGAAAUCAAAGAUCACAAGAACCGCGAGCACGAAUGGGAAAUUGAAAUGGCAACACGAAAACUACAAAACAUGGACGCGGUUAAUUUGACAAACCAAUUCCUAGAGCGGAGGAUCGAUGUAUUGACGGAGUUACUAGCUCAAUCUUCAGUAAGAAUAGAGUCAUCUCCUGAUUUGAAUUGUACCCUUGAGGCUUCUUCCCCCCAGGUCGGUGAGCACCGAACCCCAAGACCUCGAUCCAUAUUCUCCAAAAUCCCCUUGUCUCCCAUCCGAAGAUCACACUUUCAACACGCAUCAGUGCCUGAAUCGAAUCCCUCACCCGAUUCCUCUUCUCAAGCCGAUCAACCAAGGGAUCGGAUACAUACUUUGUCAACGAAGGGAGAUGGACAGGCAGACGACGUUGAAAUGUCUCUCGAUUCUGGAUUAGGAGACUCAUGCUCCUCUCCGUCUACUCAUGCGCAGGAAUCGAAACGUUCUUCUAUGAUUUCACAUUCCUCGUCAAACUCAUCCUCUUGGGGGACUUCAUUUCCCCUAUCACCCGAUGUUCAAGCGAGAUUCUCGGGCCGUCAAAGGAAGAUGAGGCGUUUCCCUCCCGGCUCUUGCACACUGAAACCACUUAUACUUCCUGCUGCUUCUCCAUAUGUACCUGCUGGCCAAGUACGCAACUAUUCUUUUUCCCGGGACCCAAUUUCUCCUUUUCAUUUACGCUCUGCACGCGAUCAUGAAACCUCCAGCUCAACUUGGAUGGAACCCGAUACCCUAAGUACAUUAGAAGUGAACUCCCAUCCAUGUCAAUCAUUUGAUGACGUUAUCAACAAUCAUAGAAUUUUGAUGGGGAUGUCACCUCUUGAAUCCGACCUGGUUGAUCCUUCAACUGUAGAGUCAUCCCGCAUAUUUUUUGAUGACGUUCACUCAAGCACCCAAAUGGAACCGCCAUCGUAUGGUAUUCUGGGUCAGGACGAUUCAUCUAAAAGAACCUCAUACCAAACACCGGAAAAGUUCCCCCCUGAAACGUCUUAUAGUUCAUCUACUCGCUUCAGAUCCCAGACACGUCGUAAGAUAGACCGGGAAAUUACGCCCAUGAUGACACUAGAUUCGAGGGUAGCAAGGCUUCGCAAGAUGUAUCCGAAAACAUGCACCCAUACGCCUUCUGUUGAUGACAAGUGGGACACCUUCCAUUACAUCUGGGGAUCUGUUCCUAGCACAGCAACUCUAAUUAGAGGGAUUAUUGCCAAUGCAUGGCACACACAUUGGAAAAAGUUAGGGAAGUUGUCAUGGUGGGUUCUAGGUCUUUUCCUUGGUGGCCAACCGAGAAAUCAAUGGCUCAAAACCAGACACCAGAGUCAACUCAACGGCAGCAACCACAGUGAAGCUCUCGGGUACCAUGAUCCGGCGAACUCCUCUUACUUUGUAACUCGUUCCAUUACUCCAUUUGUGGAUGAUACACCAACCAAACGCGUCAUCAAUUCUCACUCCUCUGAUACGUCUAUGUUGGCAACUCCCGAAGACCUACGCGCGAACGAACAUCUCUUGCCUAUUUCUCCAGAGCUGCCUCCAAAACGAUCCUUUGAAUUAUGGGCAAAAUUCUCGUUUGCAAUUGCUCUCGCUAUUGGAUUAGCCUUGAGGGAUGGGCCUGCGUCAUUGAUGGAUGAGUGUCUAUUGAGAGGGUACUGUAUUGCCGAAUCUACAAGACGCCCAUUGACAGACCCAAGUCCCAGCCAGGCGUCAGAAUGUAUACCACGGAUGUCCCCGCCACCAGGUCCUAUAAACUAUCUUUCUGGCGAGAUUCACGUUGACGAUGAAUGA